UACUUUUUAAUUAAAUGAGCAAUAAUCAAUACAAUAAUAAAAAGUUGGCUCCAUUUAAAAAAUAAAGAGAUACUCUCAAAGAAGAGUUCAAAAGACUUCAUUAAGAAUAAGUAGAAGAAGAAAAAUUGAAUGAUUUUUAUUUUGACGAGAUAGGUAGAGUAGAAAAAGUAUUUAAAUAAAAUAUCUUUUAGGAGUAUGAAUCUUUGAUUAAAUCUAUGGAAGAAUACAGUAAACAUAAUCAGACAUUAAAAACUAUUCGUCAAACAGACUAAAAUUAAGGUUUGGAUGAGAUGGUAGAAAAUAAUGUGAUUUAAACAUUAAAUCUAUUUCUUCUAAGCACCAGCAAAAAAGAGUAUUUAGAAAGUAUUUAAGAACAAGAAAUAUCAAAGAGAUAGUUAUAAGUUGGAAAUCUGAUAAUGACUUAGAAUUAGCAAAAAGAAGAAAAAAAGAAAGAAUAGGAAGAUGAAAAAGUAAUUAUAGAAAAUGGAUACUAUCUAACAUUAAAAUAAGGACAUAGCUCUUUAAUUGUUAAAGUACCAGGAACAAUACGUACAUUUAGAGAAUUAAAACAAAUUGUGAAGUCAUGUUGUAUGGCAGAGGAAUAAGAGAUAUUUUAUGUAGAUUUAUUGGGAAAUGUACUCUAACCUGAUAUGAAUAUAUUAGAUUAACUUUAUCCUCCAAUUUAUGAGUUAUUAAAAAACUAUCAACCUGCUAUAGGUAUACAAAUUGUAAAAUAAAAAAAAACUAAAGAAGAUACAAAAUAAACAGAAGCAGAUUUUGGAUUUGAAGGAGGUAUCUAAGAAUUAAUGACUAAAUAACUUAGAUCAAUAAGGAGAAUAGAAAAGGAUAUAAAUUGGUCUAAAUAUAUGGAUUACUUAACAAGAUUCAAGUAUAUUUUAGAAUCUAUUUUGUUCUUAUCGCUUUUAAUUCUUUAUACAAUUGUUGAAAUCAAUGAAAUAGAUUUUUUUACCAACUCUUAAUUAUUACAAAAUUUAAACUUAAAUAUGGCUAUUUAAAAAUCAUACAUCUCUCCAAUCAUUAAUAUAUCAGAAAUUAUUUCACUAUCAAUAUCAAAUGGAUCAACUAAUCCGACGUAUCCUCUCAAAUCUGGUUUGCUUGUUUAAACUCUUGUUGGUAUAGUAAAUAUUUAAUGAUAAUUAGGAUGACAUCAACAAUUGUCAAAUAUUAAAUUAAAAUCAAAAAUAAAUUUUUGUUGAUUUAAAUUAAUCAUGUUUAUAAUUUGACAUAACAUAAACAAGUGAUUUAAAUAAAAACUAUUCCAAAUCAAAUUUUGACCCUAAAGUUUACAAUGAGCAAUUUGGAGGUUAUAUUUGGGAAUUUAAUUUGACUUCAAGGUCAUCAUUUAAAGAUAGUUAUGAUUUAAUGAUGUCUGAAAAUUGGUUGUAAUUUAAUAUAAAAGAAUCUCAAUUCAUUUUAAAUUAUUAUAAUAGUCCAACAUAAAGACUUGUAUAAGUCACAAUCACUACUCUUUACUUAUUCAAUGAUGUAAAUAUUAAUUAAUUUAAUCUUUAGCGUCUUCUCAAUUAUAAUAGUUUUAAAGCAGAAGCAUUUAAUUUAAGUGAAAUUUCACAAUAAGUUCUAGUUAACAAAGAUAUUAUAUUUUAUUGUUCUAUUGUUCUAUUAAUCUCCUCAUUUUUCGGUAGAGAACAUAUAUAUUUAUUAGAUUUUUUCGGUUUAUACUUUUAAGGAACUAAAAAUAAUCUGAUUGUCAUAUACUUAUAAUAUAUGGAUUUAUUAAAUAGGAAAAAAAAAAUGGAAGCUAAAAAAAAGGAAAUUAGUGAAAGUGAUUUAAAGGAUAUAUAAUAGAAAGAAUUGAUUGUAGGAGAAUAUAUAAUUAUCAAUUUAAAAGUGGUUUACAUUACAAUUAGAAUUCCUCUUGUUUUUGAUUACAUCUGUAAAUUAAAAAUAUGAAUAUUAGAUAUAUUAUGCUAAUUUUGUAUGGUUAUGAAGAACACAGUUGAUACAUUUUAUGAGGAUGCAUUAAAUGAAAUAGAUUUGUUUUCAGAUUAAUAUUAAGACACAAGUGCUUUGAUAGAACCAUUAUUUGUGAAUAGAUUGUUUUCAGCUAUUUUAGUGAUAUUUUUAAUGAUUUCUAUUGUGAGAUUUAUGGGAAAUUGGAGUCCAUACCUAAAAUGUUAUGGAUUAGUUAUGAUAAGAGUAAACAAUUUUAAUUUUAUUAUAUAAUAGUUCAAUAAAGAGUCUUGGUUUUUGUUACUUGUUUUGAUGUACAUAAUAAGUGUUUGUGCAAUGUCAUGGAUCGUAACAAUUCAGGCAAGACUUGUUAAUCAUGAUAAUUUUUUUUAUACAUUUUUGGGAUUGCUUAGAUGCACAUUAAGGUUUGGAUUAGACAAUGAUAUAGAAUAAUAAGGGUUUUACAAUACUUAUGCUAAAGAAUUAAUCUAUUCUUUCGAGACAAAAUAUGUAAUAAUAAUAGUUUAAAAUAUUAGUUACAAUACAUUAUUAUAAUUACAAUCACUAUGAUAAUGAUUCCAAUAUUCAUUUCUCUAAUGACUGACUUAGUACAAAAUACAAAAGUAGAAGCAAAACAAAAGAUGAUGGAAAUGAGAAAGUAAAAUAAAGAAUGA
Paramecium sonneborni is the source of this 2606-nucleotide messenger RNA. The record is from the annotation of a GenBank genome assembly. NCBI's taxonomy places the organism in Eukaryota, Ciliophora, Oligohymenophorea, Peniculida, Parameciidae.